CUAUCAGGAGCAGUGUCACUUACAAAGUGACAUACAUCGCAUUUAGUACCCGGCUCCUUAUUUUACCAGCCAAUGAGCUGGGAGGGCGUGGGCCGACACACAUCCCGAAACCUCACGGCAAUCCAUAUGCGCCAUUUUGAGUGUGGAAGGAGGAAAUACAUUCACAAACAGACUAAAUCACUCGAGCAGUUCGCGCACCGGAAGCAGCUUCAGACAAACUCCGGCGUGAAUUUGAUACAGUCAAGCAUCCACUCCUACAGACUGUCGAGCAGCGUUGGUUGCACAACUUCAUAUGCGUUGCGCAACUAUUGCCUCCAGUGUGUAUUGCCCCACCUGUCAUGGAGGGAGAGAGCUCUCAUGUUUCACGUUACGUAUCCCUGUGACGUCACAACAGGCGACACGUUAGUUAAGUAACUUUCUGCAGCCUCAGCGCUUCAAGUCUUCAGAUCAUUGCAUAAAGGAAAAGAAAAGUAAAUAGAUGGCUCUCAGAGGUGCUGUCACCCGUCUGCUCAACAACAGCCAAAUAUGUGCUGCUUUCACUGCAUCCAGAGCCCAGGGCACCGCUGCUACGGCUAUCAAAGAUGUCAAAGACAUCAAAAAGCCUGCGAAGGCACCCAAGGUGCUGUUCAACUGGCGGGAUGCCCUGAAUCUGGAGGGUCAACUGACAGAGGAGGAGAUCAUGAUCCGGGACUCCUUCCGCAACUACUGUCAGGAAAAACUCAUGCCCCGCGUCCUCAUGGCCAACAGACAUGAACAUUUCCACCGUGAGAUUGUCUCAGAGAUGGGAGAAUUGGGUGUCUUAGGCCCAACUAUUAAAGGGUACGGCUGUGCAGGCACUAGUUAUGUGGCGUACGGCUUGAUUGCCAGAGAGGUUGAGAGAGUGGACAGCGGAUAUCGGUCUGUCAUGAGUGUCCAGUCUUCACUGGUCAUGCACCCUAUCAAUGCUUAUGGCACCGAGGCCCAGAAGGACAAGUACCUGCCCCGGCUCGCUCGGGGAGAAAUCCUGGGCUGCUUUGGCUUGACAGAGCCCAACCACGGCAGUGAUCCCAGCAGUAUGGAGACCAAGGCCAAAUACAACCCAUCCAGCGGUACCUUCUCCAUCAGUGGAUCCAAGACCUGGAUCACAAAUUCCCCCGUGGCCGACAUUGCAGUGGUGUGGGCCAAGUGCGAAGAUGGCAAAGUGCGGGGUUUCAUCUUGGAGCGUGGAAUGAAGGGUUUUGCCACCCCCAAAAUUGAGGGCAAGUUUUCCCUGAGGGCGUCCGCCACUGGCAUGAUCCUGAUGGAUGAAGUGGAAGUUCCCCAGGAGAACCUACUGCCCAACGUCUCCGGUCUAGCUGGUCCCUUUGGCUGUUUGAACAACGCCCGGUAUGGCAUUGCAUGGGGAGCUCUGGGAGCUGCUGAAUUCUGCUUCCACGCUGCCCGGCAGUACACUCUGGACAGAAUCCAGUUUGGGGUGCCACUGGCCAGGAACCAGCUGAUGCAGAAGAAAAUGGCUGACAUGCUGACAGAGAUCACCCUUGGGCUUCAGUCAUGUCUGGUCUUGGGAAGACUUAUUGAUGAAAAGAAAGCAGCACCAGAUAUGAUCUCCAUGCUAAAGAGGAAUAGCUGUGGCAAAGCUUUGGAUGUUGCCAGACAAGCCAGAGACAUGCUGGGAGGAAAUGGCAUCUCAGAUGAGUACCACAUAAUCCGGCACGUCAUGAACCUGGAGGCCGUCAACACAUACGAGGGAACUCAUGACAUUCAUGCCUUGAUCCUGGGCAGAGCAAUCACCGGACUGCAGUCAUUCACUGUUGAAAAGUAACGGUUGAAUUGGACUUGAUUAGUGCUGUGCUAUCUGUUUCUCAUUUGGCAAGCUCAUAUGUGUAGAAACACAUCCCUGCUUCCGUUUGUCAUCUUUGGUGAACAUGUAAGGUCAACAUAACUAAGCAUUGGGUCCAACUGUGGUGACAUUUGUACAGUCGGGAUGUCUGAAAUAUACUUCAGGCACUGACUAUGCAUGGUGCAUGUAAAAGUUGUGGCAUUUUAAGUCAGUUUAUUUUGUGAUAAAUGGAUAAAAUGUAAAUAAAUGGCUUUGAAUUUGUGGAAAUAUACAGUAUGAGUGACUGUAGCUGAGAUACAGUAUAUAAAGAUGCCAUAUUAGAAACUUGCCCAAUUUGAAUUAAAUGAUCUUCUGUUCUGUCAUUUAACAUUAUCAUAUUAUGUAAGUUACUGUAGGUCCAAAGAGCCUUGUCAUCUGUGCUGACACCUGAGAGAUGAAUAAUGAGGUUAAUUUUGUUAUCCUUAGUUUUAUUAAUUGUAUCAACAGACACUGAAAUUGUAAUUAUAUAAAACAUGUUUUUUUAGGUUUACUUUUUGUAUUCUUUGACCGCAAUCAUGAGCUGUGAAGUGCACUACUGUCCUCAAAGACACAGUCUGGGGAAAGAGGAACUCAAAAAGAGUAAUCUUAUUCACUCAUGCAUUUGGAUAAAGUAAACUAUUCUGAAUACUCAACACAAUAAACUAAAGAACACAUUGACUAAUUCAGAACUA
This is a messenger RNA of Cyclopterus lumpus (lumpfish), 2529 nucleotides long. RefSeq names its product glutaryl-CoA dehydrogenase a (gene gcdha). Gene Ontology annotation, biological process: fatty acid beta-oxidation using acyl-CoA dehydrogenase; fatty-acyl-CoA biosynthetic process. The transcript has 12 exons. Gene Ontology annotation, molecular function: fatty-acyl-CoA binding; flavin adenine dinucleotide binding; glutaryl-CoA dehydrogenase activity. The record is from RefSeq and is a predicted model, not a curated record. Gene Ontology annotation, cellular component: mitochondrial inner membrane. The coding region runs from base 479 to 1801 and encodes 440 amino acids. Lineage: Eukaryota; Metazoa; Chordata; Actinopteri; Perciformes; Cyclopteridae.